Halteromyces radiatus is the source of this 578-nucleotide messenger RNA. Its product is annotated as ricin B lectin domain-containing protein. The transcript is spliced from 8 exons. Lineage: Eukaryota; Fungi; Mucoromycota; Mucoromycetes; Mucorales; Cunninghamellaceae. The record is from RefSeq and is a predicted model, not a curated record. Bases 45 to 506 code for a protein of 153 amino acids.
UUUUUUUUUUUUCACUGUUAUCUUUUUUUUUUCUUUCAAUUGCAAUGAACGGAUUUCCUUUAGAUACCUAUUUUUAUAUCAAGAAUCGCAAGAAUAGCACUGUACUAGACGUGUAUGAUGGAGCAACAACGGAAGAUGCGAAUAUUGUAUUAUGGCCUCAGAAAAUGAAUGAUAACCAUAAUCAGCUUUGGCGAUAUGAAGAUGGCUUUUUACUCAAUAUGAAGUCCAAAUUAGCUUUGGAUGUUCGUGGUGGUGAUCUCAAGGCCGAAACUCAUAUUGUACAAUACGGACGCAAGAUUACCAUGGCACAUAAUCAACGAUUUGGAUAUCGAGAUGGUUAUUUAUACACUUUGGCUGAUCCACGACUUGUUUUUGAUAUCAAAGGUGGUAGUGAUAAGGAUGGGGCUAAAUUGAUCUUGAACAAACGUAGACAUCAUUCUCAUGAAGAUCAACAAUGGACGAUUGAACCUUUCGAUACUUCUUCUUACAGCAACCCUUAUCAAUGAAUUAUUUAUUUAUUUAUUUGAAUAAAGAAAUUGAUCAUGUCCUCAUGACCAGAUGGUAUUUUUUUUUUCUUA